AUGUCUCUUCUUGAACUGCUUCUAGCCGAGCUUCUUCUCGGGAUAUUCCGGCCUACGGGAUAUUGGAGCCGAUGGGUUUCGCGCACGGCGUUUGUUCGCGCCGAAGGCCAAUUCGUACUCUCCAAUGGCGAUCCUACCGGAUACGGCUACCACGGCGAUUUCAUCAACGCCUGGGAUAUCGACUUCCUGCAGCGAGCUGCUGAUAUCUCUGCUCUUGCAUCCUCGUUGCCUGCUUCUUCACAGCCAUGGAGAUCAUGA
Messenger RNA from Coniosporium apollinis CBS 100218, 258 nucleotides. RefSeq lists its product as uncharacterized. The record is from RefSeq and is a predicted model, not a curated record. NCBI's taxonomy places the organism in Eukaryota, Fungi, Ascomycota, Dothideomycetes. The transcript has 3 exons. The coding region runs from base 1 to 258 and encodes 85 amino acids.